Molecule: messenger RNA, 4207 nt
Organism: Sphaerodactylus townsendi
Lineage: Eukaryota; Metazoa; Chordata; Lepidosauria; Squamata; Sphaerodactylidae
Gene: CDC14A
Product: cell division cycle 14A
Exons: 16
Coding region: 286-2124 (612 amino acids)
Biological process (GO): cilium assembly; regulation of exit from mitosis; protein dephosphorylation
Cellular component (GO): mitotic spindle; centrosome; spindle pole
Molecular function (GO): protein tyrosine/serine/threonine phosphatase activity; protein serine/threonine phosphatase activity
Source: RefSeq, a predicted model, not a curated record
GCCUGCCCUUUCCCGCCAGUCAAGCGGGUCGCUGGGUCCUGCAGCCCUCGCUCUCCGCCCUUUCCUUUUUCUUUCCUUUUUUCCCCGCCUGCUCCUCCUCCGCGCGCGGUGCUUUCCAUAUCCCAUGCGGACGACGAGGCAGGAGCCUUCGGCGGCAGCGCAGCCCCGGGCAGCCGGCUCCGAGCAUGUCCCACUGCAACUGUUGUGGGCGCCCCUUGCGCUGAGCCCGGCCGGGUGGCGUUGCAGCCGCUGCCCUGGAAGGAAGCGCCGCGCCGGGGGCCGCUCAUGAGCGCGGAGGCGUCGUCUCCUCCUGCGCGCGCCUCCGCGCACCUCCGCGCUUUCUUCGGGAUGGAGCCCGUCCCGCCCGGCGCUGCCGAGCUGCUGGUGGGAGCCUGCGAGUUCCUCAAAGACCGCCUGUAUUUUGCUACUUUAAGAAACAGACCAAAAAGCACAAUAAACACCCACUAUUUCUGUACGGAUGAGGAACUUGUCUACGAAAAUUUUUAUGCUGAUUUUGGCCCUCUCAACUUGGCUAUGCUGUAUCGAUACUGCUGUAAAUUAAACAAGAAACUAAAGUCAUUCAGUCUAUCAAGGAAGAAAAUAGUGCAUUACACCAAUUUUGAUCAACGGAAACGAGCAAAUGCAGCAUUUUUGAUAGGUGCAUAUUCAGUGAUUUACUUGAAGAAAACUCCAGAAGAAGCUUACCGGAUACUUCUCUCUGGAUCCAAUCCACCAUAUCUUGCAUUUAGGGAUGCUUCAUUUGGAAACUGCACAUACAAUCUAACUAUCCUGGAUUGUCUGCAAGGAAUAAAAAAGGCCUUACAUCAUGGAUUUUUUGACUUCAGAACAUUUGAUGCCGAUGAGUAUGAACAUUAUGAGCGAGUAGAAAAUGGUGACUUCAAUUGGAUUGUCCCAGGAAAAUUUUUAGCAUUUAGUGGACCACAUCCAAAGACCAAAAUUGAAAAUGGCUAUCCCCUCCAUGCACCCGAAGCCUAUUUCCCAUAUUUCAGGAAGCACAACAUAACAGCAGUCAUAAGACUCAACAAAAAGAUAUAUGAAGCAAAGCGUUUCACAGAUGGCGGGUUUGAGCACUACGACUUGUUCUUCAUAGACGGAAGCACACCAGGCGAUAAUAUAGUGCGACGAUUCUUGAACAUCUGUGAGAAUGCAGAAGGUGCCAUAGCUGUUCAUUGCAAAGCUGGGUUAGGAAGAACAGGAACGCUGAUAGCCUGUUAUAUAAUGAAACACUAUAGAUUUUCACAUUCUGAAGUCAUUGCCUGGAUAAGAAUGUGUCGCCCUGGUUCUAUCAUUGGACCCCAGCAGCACUUCCUUGAAGAGAAGCAGACAUCCUUGUGGAUCCAAGGGGACAUCUUCCGAUCCAAACUGAAGCCAAAAGCAGUACAUGAAGAAAGCAUGUGCAAAGUUAUGUCCAGCUUUGAUGACAUUUCUAUCAGUGGGACUUUAGACAGAUAUGGGGAGAAUGAUGUGGAAGACAAAGAAGAAGAAGAAGUGAAGAAUGGCAUGACUCAGGGAGACAGGCUUCGUGCCUUAAAACUUCGACGGCAGCCACGUUCAGCUACAACAGGCGCUCUUAAGCUAGAAGAUAUGAAGCUGCACACCAGAUCCCUAUCCCAGCCUUUCAGACUGAAUACUUCAGUAGUCACACAAGGAUCUGUAUCUCCAUUGAAGUCCUCCAAAGUGAUGGCAGUGUCACCUGCAGCCAAGAGAAUAAACAGAAAUUCUACAUCCACAAGCUCAAAUUUAAAAAGCAUUUCCAUAAACUCCAGGCUAGCCAGUUCUCUAGGGAACCUGUAUGCUGCUUCAGAUGAUGCCGAGAGCAAACUGACAUCAUCGUCCUCUAGGACAGGUUAUUCUGUAAACCAAACCUCCAGUCAUUUGAAUGGCAGUGCUCAGCUGCCUGCCAGAAAUUACCGUGAGCUGAACAACAACCUGUACAACAGGAGCGGCAGUAUUGGUACCAACCUCAACAGCUAUGCCAAUUCUCCCAGCGUCCUGACAGAGGAGUACAACACCUACAGAUCUUUUAUGGGGCUCGCUGCUUCUCCAGCAAGAUACCUGAGUCGCUCAAUUCCUUCCCUUCAGUCUGAAUAUGUUCAGUACUAAAGCCUUGUUGCUUCGGUGAAAGCUGGAUAGCUCUUACAAUUCAGUGUUCUUCACGGACAAGCAAUAUUGAGGGAAGCAAGGAACCCACAGGGAAGAAAUCCUUUCAUACCUGAUUAAAACUCUAAAGACAACUAGGUCUUUGAAUAACCACAAACUUCACUUAGUGACUGCUGCAAAUGCACUGUACUUAUGAAUAUUAUAAUUAUGUGCACUGAUGUGAGAUUUUAAUAUUAAGGACAUUUGUAAUGAUUUUAGCAAUACAUUUGUAAGCACAGCCGUGUUAACAAUGUAUAUGUACUGAGUAAAAUAUUUUGGUAAACUCUGUGUGUAUAUGUAAUAUAUACAUAAGUUAUGUAAAAAAAAGUAGACUAUAUUUUGAUUUGUUUAGGGUUUUUUUUACCAAAAAUGUGUAUUUUUGAAUAUGAGAAUUUUAUAGUGCGAAGAUUAGCCUGAACUCAGAGAAGCCUGUGUAUAAAAAGCACUUAUAUUGGGGGAUGGGGGGGGGGGAGUUAUCUUGGGUAGCAGCCUCUCACAGCUCCAUGGAGUACAGCUUUGGAGGUUACCCAACUUUCAGAAAGCCCAAGUGUCCGCUGCUGGGGAGCAGGGAGGUGAAUGGCUCCUGAGAAUACACAGAAGGCAACUUGCACAGCUCUGGGUUCUAGCCCUUAGGGACAGAACAUGCUGGUUUUAUUUCAUGCAUAUAUCACAGAAGUUAAGUUUAAAUAACUACUUUGUGGAGAACAAGUUGAUCACAUUCUUGUUCUUUUAAUCUUUUAAGUGCUAAUACGUAAAAUGGGCCUUCAAAAGGGAUAUGCCUUUUCUGGCCUAUUCUAAAGUCCUCAGUUGGUUUCUUCUUUUUUCCCCAAAGUGGGAAGGGAAUGUAAUUUUAAACAAUCUGUCCUACUGGUGAAUAUUUUCAGCCCAACAAUUUCUUUUGUAAAAGAUCAUAUCUACUCUUGGAGCCUUACUUUCGGUAUUGUUUCCUUCAUAAUGUCUUCAGUGCUAAAAACUGUAGUUCUAAUGCAGGGGUCUGCAACCUGCAGCCCUCCAGAUGUUUAUGGACUGCAAUUCCCAUCAGCCCUGCCACCAUGGCCAAUUGGCUGAUGGGAAUUGUAGUCCAUGAACAUCUGAAUGGGAAUUGUGGUCCAUGAACAUCUAGAGAGCUGCAGGUUGCAGACCCCUGUUCUAAUGGAAUGUAAACCCCAGAAGCAGCAUACUGCUUUGACUGGUAGAGAGGAUUGGUGCCUCCCAGGUAGAACGUUGUGUUUCUCUGCAUUUGUAAUGUCUUCAAGUUUAAGUGUGCUGGACUUUUUUACUUCUAAAAUGCAAAGUGUUAUAUAAAAGGUGCAAAUUUGUGUUGACACAAAUCUAGGUGGAGUAUUACACAUCCUUCAUUAGAAUGUGCAAGUGCGUUGUUAAAGUUUAAUGCAGACCAUUCUGUCCCAUUGUCACCCUGUGCUGAUCACAUAUUCCACCAUGCUGGGCUUGUGCUCCCAAAUACAGUUGUUGUUGAUUAACAUCAGCUUUCAUUCUGUAUUAACUUCAGUUAUCAGAGCCUUUCAAACAAUGUAGCUGAGAUAAAUGUAAGCGUGUACUGGAAUUAUUCAAAAAUAGUUCUGAAAUGGCGUCAUUCCCACUUGUUUCUCGGUUUGCAGUGAUAGCAGGUGUUGUCGUUCAGAUUGGUGUAAGUAUAUAAGCAAAAUGAUAACAUGUUUUGUUUACCAUUUAUAGCAUACUUAGAAGAAAGCCCAGCAUGCAAUAUUAGACUAAGUGAAGGCUUUUUUGUGGCCUAUCAAGCCAGAAUAAUUAGUUUUGACAAAAAGGUGUACAUUAAUUUGAAAGGAGAUGGUCAUAAUUGUGAUAGCUAAUUGAUUGCAUCUGUUUUGGUCACUGAAUGCAAUAAUGUAAAUUUUUAUAAUGUACAUAAUGUAUUGUAUAUGAGUGAUUGGCAAAUUCUAAGGUAAUUCUAUCUCUUGCAAAGUUUCAGAUGUAUUUUGCUACUAGUGUACUUACUAGAAAGAUACUUAUUUUUGAAAUGUAGACAUUCAAAUGCUAAUCCAUAAUAAAAGUGAAAAUUACACAG